This is a messenger RNA of Menidia menidia (Atlantic silverside), 3156 nucleotides long. The record is from the annotation of a GenBank genome assembly. NCBI's taxonomy places the organism in Eukaryota, Metazoa, Chordata, Actinopteri, Atheriniformes, Atherinopsidae.
GCUGAUUGGCUCAGCCGCACUCGCCUACGAACGGCCCCAGUAAAUGGUAUUUCCCCUCAGCGUUUAACAGUAAUGUAUACUGGCUCAGGGUACACUGUGGUCUGGGAAAUUGAGUGAACGUACAGACAUGGCUCAGACGAACAAACGAGAUGAGCAGAGCGACGUGUUCGCCGGCUUUCGCUCGACUUUUAAGUCUUUCGCCACAGAAGCCAUACAUGUCGGUCAGGAGCCGGAACAAUGGACAUCUAUGGCAGUUGUACCGCCGAUAUCUUUGUCCACUACUUUCAAGCAGCAAUCACCAGGAAACCACGCCGGUUUUGAAUACAGCCGAAGUGGAAACCCUACCAGAAACUGUCUGGAGAAAGCCGUGGCAGCCCUGGACGGCGCAAAGUACUGCCUCGCUGUUGCCUCAGGACUGGCCGCCACGGUGACCAUCACUCACCUGCUGAAGGCAGGCGACGGGAUCGUUUGCAUGGAUGAUGUGUAUGGAGGCACAAACCGCUACUUCCAAAGGAUCGCAACUGAAUUUGCCCUGGACAUAUCAUUGGCUGACUGUACUAAACCAGAGCUGCUCAAGGCUGCUCUCAAACCUAAUACUAAACUGGUGUGGAUCGAGACGCCGACCAAUCCCACCAUGAAGGUUGUUGACAUCAGAGCCUGUUCUGAUUUGGUGCACGAGCACUCUAAAGACAUAGUGGUGGUCGUGGACAACACCUUCAUGUCUGCUUAUUUCCAGCGCCCCUUGGCUUUGGGAGCUGAUAUCUGCAUGUACUCAGCCACCAAAUACAUGAACGGGCACAGCGAUGUGGUGAUGGGUCUGAUCUCAACAAACAGGGACGAUCUGCACGAGCGACUGAAGUUUCUGCAGAACGCGUUGGGUGGUGUGCCGUCCCCCUUCGACUGCUUCCUGUGUAACCGCGGGCUGAAGACGCUACACCUCCGCAUGGAGCGGCACUUCAAGAACGCCAUGGCCGCCGCGAAGUUUCUCGAGGCCGAUCCCAGGGUGGAGCGCGUCAUCUUCCCAGGCCUGCCCUCUCACCCGCAGUACGAGGUGGUGAAGAGACAAUGCACCGGCUGCCCAGGAAUGAUCACCUUCUACAUAAAGGGCAAACUGGAGCAUGCCACCGCCUUCCUCAGCAACCUCAAAAUGUUUGCUGUGGCAGAGAGUCUCGGUGGUUAUGAGAGUUUAGCAGAACACCCGGCGAUUAUGACCCAUGCGUCAGUGCCAGAAAAAGAGAGGGCUGUUCUGGGCAUCAGUGACACACUGAUUCGCCUCUCUGUUGGAAUAGAGGAUGAGGAAGACAUCAUUGAAGACCUGGACCAGGCACUGAAUGCUGCUCAUCCAAAGAAGAAUUGAAAUUGUUGCCGGAGCAUCAUGGUGGCUGAGGUCAUUAUGAAGACGCGACCGAAGAUCAAAAUGUGGCGCCUCGUUUCAGCUGAAGGCACCUUUGCGGGAACAGUUGUUUCUGGCAAACAAUCCGAAUCACGCUACCUGUGAAUGAUUAACACAAUUUUACAUUAGAAUCUUUUAAAUGCCUUUACAAGAGCACCACAUGUAAUCUUAUUUAUCUGAUGAUGGUUUUGCUUUGUUUACAUGUUUGUUUCUGUUUUAAGUUUCCCUGAUUUUUAAAAAAAGGUUUUAUUAGGGAGAUUUCCUUUUAGAGUCCUUGAAAGGGAAAAGGGAUAUGAAAGAAACUAACCUUGCUCUAACUCUGCAGAUCUCCAUAUUUACUAGUUAUGUUGUAAUACCCAGCUGUAAAACGGCCUUUAGUGAUGCAAAACUCAUGCUGAGCUCCUGCUGCCAUCUGCUGAUCAAAAGUCAGAGAAAAGUCAGGACAACAACGGUUCCGAUCUCUUUGGUUAACUAUCAUCCUACACACAAGAAAAACAAAAAUUCUGUUUUGUUUGGCUCAAACUUUGUGCGUCUUCAUGCUUGCUUUUCCAAAGGAAAAAUGCCUCAGGCUAAUUAAGCAAAACACUGUGGGAGGACUUAGUGUGCACAUGCGGGAUUGAGCGCGGUUCCUCAGUGGAGAUGCUAUAAAGGGAUUUUUAUAUCAACAACCACAGGUUGUUCCAGAAGUAUUUAUCUGAGGAAGGCUUGAAGAAAUACAUGUGUGUUCUCGAAGUUAGGAUUUUGGCCAAUGAGGAAAGCAAAAUUUUCUCCUAGGUCAGGACUCUCAUUAGGUUUUUAUCUGCUUAUCAAUGUUGUUAUUGGCAAAUCCAUUAAAUUCUGUUUGCAGUACAAGUCUUUGGCCCUCUGUCUUCUUCUCAUCGGUCUAGGAGCUGAUACUCCACAUUUGGUUAAGGCUGAUUAAUCAGAUCAGAUACUGGGCUUCUCAGUGACCAAGUCAUCAAUCAAUUCCAACUGAAACUUCAAGUUCUGCUUUAAGAAGAUCAGUUUUACGCUUAGAUGUUCAGAUUCUGUUUGACUUUGUUUAUCCGUAACUCAUGAGGGUAUAAUGGAUUUAUUUUCCUCCUGCCACUUCUCAGCCUGACCAGUGCUGCUAGGUGUUCAAAUGUGAAGGAUGGUGUGGUCAGAAUAGGCACUAGGACUGUGAGAGGUGCUCACAACACUUAAGGCCUAAUAGCACUUUGGUCAUGAGCGAAUGUCCAAAUGUUCCCGGAAGACAUCAGCCCUCAGCCUUCAACCCUUCCAACUCAACCAGAUCCUCUUUUGGAGAAUUCAUCUAUCAGAUUAGACUUGAACAUAGAAGAAAAAACAUAGAUAACUUUUUUUUUUUGUCUGCAUUUUAAGAUAUGACUAAGUGCAUCGACUCAGAAUAACAAAGGUUUCACCAGAUUAAAGUUGCUGUAGGAAAAUACUGCACGUAGUGCAAAUCUUCACUAUAAACAUGAAGUGUUUAUUUUAUGGUUCUUAAUGUGAGCUGGCCACCCACUAACCCCUUACUGAAAGCCAUCUGCAUUUUGUCUCCUCUGUAGUCAGAAAUGACGUUCAUUUACACGCAUCUGAAGAUAAAAGAUGUUGAGUUCAGAGAACAACUUGCUUGGAGACUCCACUAAAAGGACCCGUGGUUUGAAAUAGCAAUUUUGGUUCCCACAAAUCAUCUUGACUGCUUGGACAUUGUGAGGAAGUUUUGAUUGUCUGUCGGUUUACUAUCAUUAAAAGAUUUAAACAGAUUAAACUUGUUAAAGCCU